Metarhizium album ARSEF 1941 is the source of this 1272-nucleotide messenger RNA. Its product is annotated as GATA-type sexual development transcription factor NsdD. Lineage: Eukaryota; Fungi; Ascomycota; Sordariomycetes; Hypocreales; Clavicipitaceae. Gene Ontology annotation, molecular function: sequence-specific DNA binding; zinc ion binding. The record is from RefSeq and is a predicted model, not a curated record. Gene Ontology annotation, biological process: regulation of DNA-templated transcription. Bases 1 to 1272 code for a protein of 423 amino acids. The transcript has 3 exons.
AUGGCCACGGCCACAGUCCUCGCCCCAAGCUCUCACUACCCCCAGUCUUCCUACUCCAGCUAUCCACAACAUUCGUCCGGAGCAGCCCCGCCACCACUAUUAAACUCGGCCGCCAACAUGAUCUCAAGCGAGCACCGCAGAUCUGCUGACGAGAAGGAUCAGCCUGGCCGCCAAUCUCUGCCAUCUAUUUCGGAGGUUAUAUCUGCGACCAGAUCUGGCCAGUAUGGCCCUCCAACCCAGACGAAUAUGCAGCCCGGCUCCGGCCUGCCCUCGCCUUUCACAUCUGCUCAGCGCCCAUACCUCGAAUCUGAGAAGCACUCACCUCAGCAGCUGCACACACCCUCCGCGUAUCCUCCUCGUCAAGAAAACCUACCUGCGUUUACCGACUCGCCGCGACCUCCCUUCAACGGUCGACAUAGCUUGCCACCUGUUUCUGACCGCCGGCAAAUACCUCCCACAAAGCCCGACUUUCCGCAGCACCGCCUUGCUGAAUCUCAAAAACAAUCGGAUUCCCAUGCUUCCAAUGGUGCCUAUGGUCAUCCGCCGCCGCCCACCUCGCACCCGUAUCCUCCGGGGCAUCUUCCUCCUGGUCAAGUCCCUCUACCUGCCUAUCCAAUUUCACCCAGGCAUGCUGUGCCGCCGCCUCCAGGUCAAUAUGAUUCUCGUGGACAGCCUGUCCGACACGAAGAGGCUGAGUAUUCUAAUCGGUCGAGGUUCGAACCUGCUCCGCCUCGACACUUUGAGACGUGGAGCUAUCAGGAAGCCCUUAGCUGUAUUGGGACUGCUUCACGAACCAUCUUCAGUUUUGCCGAGGCGUAUGGGCGUAUUGCGCAGGAACAGCACGGUUCCCAUCCUAUUCCCGAGCGACUACCUACUGAGCGUGAAGUCAAUGAUGUGCUGGGAAACAUGGACAUGAUUAAACGAUCUUUGGAGCAAGUCAAGGAUCUUGUUCAGGCAUCUAUCCAAAGUGAGAGGGCCAGGGAAGGCACCAAGAUCAAAGGAGCGUUCGAGGAGGAGCAUCAAGACGUGCCUAUGUACGACAACGGAAUGAAGCCUCAGUAUACCAUGACGGAGGUGAAGAAGCGCCGUGGUCGAGCCGCUCAUCCAGGCCGAUGCCACAGCUGCAACAGAAUCGAUACCCCCGAGUGGAGACGAGGACCUGACGGUGCCAGAACGCUUUGCAAUGCAUGUGGUCUUCACUACGCCAAGCUUGAAAGGAAACGACAGCUGGAAGCCCGAUCUAUUCGUCCAAAACCCGAGGAUAGAAAUUGA